GCUUGCUCCCUCGACGUCAGUCUCCUCUCCUCUCGGCCAAUCAGAUUGUUCGAUAUGACUACUUCACGCGGCCGGCCGCUCCGGCUCAGGUAGACGGGACGCUCGGCUAAAAGUCUUCUCUCCACACCUGCACUCACCCUGCAUUGUCCAUCAUGGAGGUGAACGGCACGGUAGACAUCUUGAGCUCCGCUUACCUGGCGGUGGAGUACGUAGAUGCGGUUUUGCCAGAAAACCCCUUCCAGCCCUCCAUGAAACACGCCUGGGGCUACAUGCUGGACAACUACACCAAGUUUCAGAUUGCCACCUGGGGGUCGCUCAUCGUCCACGAGCUCAUCUACUUCCUGUUCUGCCUGCCGGGUUUCCUCUUCCAGUUCAUGCCCUUCAUGCAGAAAUACAAGAUCCAACAGGACAAGCCAGAGACCUGGGAGAAACAGUGGACAUGUUUCAAGAUGCUGCUGUUCAACCACUUCUGUAUCCAGCUGCCGUUGAUCUGUGGGACUUACUACUUCACUGAAUUCUUCAACAUCCCUUAUGACUGGGACUCAAUGCCACGCUGGCCGUACGUCCUCGCUCAGUGCUUGGGCUGCGCCAUCGUCGAAGACACCUGGCACUACUUCCUCCAUCGGCUGCUGCAUCACCGCAGGAUCUACAAAUACAUCCACAAAGUCCACCACGAGUUCACCGCUCCAUUCGGCAUGCAGGCAGAAUACGCUCAUCCUGCUGAGACUCUCAUCCUGGGAGCUGGUUUCUUCAUCGGCAUCAUGAUCUUCUGCAACCACGUGUUCUUCCUGUGGGCCUGGGUGUCCUUCCGCCUGCUGGAGACCAUCGAUGUCCACAGUGGUUAUGACAUCCCUCUGAACCCGCUCCACCUCAUCCCGUUCUACGGCGGCACGCGCUUCCACGACUUCCACCACAUGAACUUCGUCGGCAACUACGCCUCCACCUUCACGUGGUGGGACAAGCUGCUGAAGACGGACAACCAGUACAACACGUACAUGCAGAAACAGGGAGACAAGAAGGAGCAGUAGACCCCGCUGGGCCUCUGUUCUUACACUGGCUUGUUUUGUCAGGAGCAGCGACUAGGACACACACACACACACACACACACACACACACACACAGCUGCUUUUCCACACACACACACACACACACACACACACACACACACUAAAAGUGUACUGAUUCUGAAUCGGACUGCGUGUUGACUUCAGUGUGUCUUCUGUGCCUUAGUAUUUGCUGUCUGCUUCUGUCGACAGCUGCCAGCUGAAUAAAAAAAACAUCAACAUCCUCAUUUUGAUUUGUCACUCUGCUUGGUCAUUGUAUGAAGAAGUUUGGACCACAUGACUUUCUUGCGAAAUACUUGCGUGUACCGCAGAAUGUGUGAGCACUUUAGCGCUUCCUCUUGAAAUAAACUGAGUCGGAGAGUAACCUGGCGUUACAACAUUUUGAUGAAAAGGGAUUGACUCUGAGAGACUUCCAGGUUCUUCCAGCUUGUUUUGUUUUAAAACUGUACAAAAUGAAUAAAUGCUGUCAUGAUUUUUUACAAAAAGAA
Molecule: messenger RNA, 1552 nt
Organism: Cyclopterus lumpus (lumpfish)
Lineage: Eukaryota; Metazoa; Chordata; Actinopteri; Perciformes; Cyclopteridae
Gene: msmo1
Product: methylsterol monooxygenase 1
Exons: 6
Coding region: 153-1028 (291 amino acids)
Biological process (GO): sterol biosynthetic process
Molecular function (GO): C-4 methylsterol oxidase activity; iron ion binding
Source: RefSeq, a predicted model, not a curated record